This is a messenger RNA of Salvia splendens (bonfire salvia), 3359 nucleotides long. RefSeq names its product 39S ribosomal protein L46, mitochondrial. The record is from RefSeq and is a predicted model, not a curated record. The transcript is spliced from 9 exons. Gene Ontology annotation, cellular component: mitochondrial large ribosomal subunit. Gene Ontology annotation, molecular function: structural constituent of ribosome. Lineage: Eukaryota; Viridiplantae; Streptophyta; Magnoliopsida; Lamiales; Lamiaceae. The coding region runs from base 2330 to 3049 and encodes 239 amino acids.
ACCCAAAUCAUUCAAAAACAACAAUUUGAUUCUUUGGAAAUCGAUCAAAUCAAGGUCAGAAUGCAUAAACCAUUUUCUCCAUUUUUCACCUCUCUCAAACACCUCGAAAAAAGGCUCAAACUUGAAAACAAUGAAGCAGCAGCAGCAGGACCCUCCAGUCUCCCCCGACCUCCACCGCCGCCGCCGAUAGAACCCCAGGAAGCCAUCAACACCACACAAGAAACAGAAUCUCUUGGCACCCCAAUUUACCUCUGCAACCAAUCCAGCUCAAUCGCAUCCCACGUCCAAGAAAGCCAAGCCCCACAAGAAUUCAUCACAAAACCCCUCAAUUCCCCACCCACCAAUCACGACGAAGCCGAAGCUGAAGCAGAAGCCGAAGAAAGAGUUGUUCAUCCGGAAAGACUCGAUCUUGACGACGAUAUCGAGCUCCUGAUGCAGCUCCUGCGCCUCUCAGAUGCGGGAACUCAUCAAUUAGGGUGCUGCAACGAUGAUGAGUUUUAUGACAAGAUUGUGGGGGUGAAGGGUCCCAAGAAUGUGAAGGAAUUGGAGAGAUUAGAGUGGUGGAUUAAGCAUUUCUGCAACGGUGAGAGCAAGGAGCCCUUUAGAUUGGUGCAUUUGCUGCUGGGAAAAGCUGCUUUUUUGCAUUCGGAUGAUGGUUUUGGUGGGCUUGUGUUUCCCUCUACUAUCGAUGAGUUCUUGAAGAAUGAUCCCCCAACCGAUUAGGCUUGUGUUCAAUUUUCUCCCUUUGAGUGGUUUUUGGAGGACGAGUGGAUGCGACCAGCUGAAGCUGGUGGAUGGAUAAGCGAAGUAUAUGAAGAGUAUCGCUUGGUUUUACUGGACCAUGCAUGUUUGGAAGAUUGUGGUGUGUGUGCCACUGUGCUUGAUACAGUUCGACUUAUUAUCUGCUAAAAUGUUUAAAUUUCAGUCUUAUCAACAUCGUCGUUGACUACUUGAAACAUUUCUAUGCCAUGGACAGUGGUAAGAAAGUGCCUUCAGUUUUAUUAGAAUAGGCUUAUCAACAUAGCAUAAAUAUGCAUAAACAGACUCUCUUUAUAACACAUUUCAUUUCGUAGAGAACUAUAAUCUUGCAAUACCUCUGGUGGCAUUGAGGAUUUCAGCUUUAAGGUUUAGGAUCAAGUACUGGUUUUGAAUGUUUUCAUGUGGUCUUUGGAAUCUCAGUUGCUUCGUUUUUUACUUUUGCCCGUAGGUUUGAGAGGGCACCGGGAAUUAGCUAUGUCUUUCUAAAUGCAGAAAAAACAGCUAAAAUAUAUGGCAGCUGUGUGCUUUAGUGUGAUAGUGAUAUUGGUCGAUUGAAUCAAUAUAUUCACUUAUUAGUACAUUAUGCAGUAUGAGAAGUGGUUGGAUUUGGAAUUUUGGAUGCAUGUCCAUUUACUGGCAGGUAAAGUUGUUUCUUGUUGGGAAUAUCUGGCUUUUAGUCAUUCUUUACGCUGUUCGUGUAUUAUUUCUGUACUUGCAAUAAACAAAAUUCUUCGAUUAUACAUCCAUUAUGUCUGAAUGGUUUUAGGGUGCCUUUUUCAAGUUGGUCUGCACACAGAAUAUGAGGUGAAAAUGAGUCCGUUUGAUGGCCAUCAAAGAAGGACCUCUUCCGGUGCUGGGAGAUGAUAUUUCCAUGGAUAUUCGCGCGACUCUGAAAGAUGCUGCUACAGAGAAAAAGGAUUGGCCCUCCUCCGUACUAUUUUGCCACAUUGAAAAACUGAUUGGGUCUAUUUUUUGGACUCGUCUGCUUUUACCAAUAAAGACGAGCAGAGUAUUGAGACGUGCUUGGUCGAAUGCAGGUCUCUGUUGCUACUACGAAGACAUGUAUGUAAACUUCAAGCUGGUGACUGAAACAACUCCAAAGAUAGCAGGGAUCAGAUUGUGGAUCACCAUAGUAAAAAGCUCUAUUUUAAUUUGGUAGUAUUUUCUUUGGUAAUCCUAAUCUUUGAUUUUCUAGUCUGAUUAUAUAUUGUGUUAUUGUCGCAAAAUUAACUAGUUUUAUUUAUUUUGGAGUUGUAACAUAAGCUGUUAUAUUUGAAACCCCACUAUUGAAUAAAAUUACAUUAUUUGGUCUAUCAAAAUAUUCACAUUAGGAAAAAAAAAAGGAAACUGAAGAGUGUGAAAUAUAACUAAAACAAAAAAAAAAAACAAAAUGAAUCAUGGGACAAAUCAAAAAGGAAACCCAGGGAUGACUAUUAUUUUCACUAACAAUUUCUUAUUUAUUUCUUUUUAAACCUUUUUUAUUUUGUUAAUUUAAUAAUUAAUGAGAUAAAAUAAAAAAAAGACUUGAUGUAUAAACCUUACCGGUUGUCAACUUGCCGAUUCGGAGGAAAUGCAACCAACUGUGGCGCAUUCGAGGUUACUAGCUCGGCCGCUGCUCAAGGCUGCGCGCGCCUUCUCUACCUCGCCGUCCAAGAGCGGCGGAGAGAAGAUCAUUGCUUCCGUUCUGUUCGAGAGGCUUCCGGUUGUGAUACCAAAAAUCGAUCCGGUCGUUUAUGCAUUUCACGAAUUCUCGUUCCGAUGGCAACAGCAGUAUAGAAAAGAAUAUCCUGGUUCAUUCUUGCAGAAAUCUAAUGCAAGGGGACAAGGUGAUCAUCAUAUUGAGUAUACGCCGGCUCCACGGAUCACUGAAGCCGAUAAAACCAAUGAUAAAAAGUCACUACAGAGAGCACUUGACCGGAGGCUUUAUCUUCUUUUAUAUGGCUCUUCAUUUGAUUCUAAUGGAACACCUGUCUGGCACUUCCCUGAGAAGGUUUACGACUCUGAACCAACACUACGCAAGUGUGCUGAAUCUGCUCUAGAAUCUGUUGUGGGAGAUCUUUCGAAAACUUAUUUUGUUGGAAAUGCUCCAAUGGGCCAUACAGUUGUACAGCCAGCAGAAAAUGACAAGGUUGAUGCACCUUCUAAGCGAUUCUUUUUCAAAAGUCAACUCAUCGCUACGAGCAAGAUCAAUGUUGAAAAGUGUGAAGAUUACUUAUGGGUGACAAAGGAUGAGCUAUUGGAGUAUUUUCCUCAGCAUGCUGAAUACCUCAACAAAAUGAUCAUCAGCUGAUAAUUUUUUACUCUUUGUUUUCCUAGCUCUUUGAUCAACUUUAGAAAAAAAGAUGAUGAAUUGUUUGAUAUAUUUCUGCCUUCGUCGUCAGGAGUUGCAUGUUUCGGAGUUUACUAGGUUUUGAUGUGACUAAUGAGGGGAUGAAGGUAUUUUAGUUGUUUCAAGAAGUGUAGUAGUAAUAAUUAUCAUAGGCUUAUGUCUGUAUGAAUUAUAAUCCCCCAAUCUAUUGGCCUUGCAUUCAAUUUCCUCUUUGGGGGGUUUUGUAAGCAUUUGAGAAAAGAAAUAGUGAAUGGAAAAGAUGAUGACCAUA